GGUUACUACUCGAUUUUGAACGUCUUUCUCUCGGUCCAGCCGAAUCCAUCGCCGUCAGAAAGGCAAAGGAGUGACACUGCUCCAUGAUUUCAAUCUCACUUGAAGGUAGUGAUCUACGAUCGGAUUUGAGUUGUUUCGGGGCGUGAAUGCCUGGAAUCUGAAGGCGAUGGAGUUCGACGAUGGCAACGACGCCGGUAACAAUUGCAGUGGGAUAUGGGAGUGGCAAGGAGAUGAGUAUAGUCUGCAGAGAGACACUAGAAACGAGUUGCCUCACUUGUUCUGGGAUAAAAUUAAUCAAAAUGAAGAUGAUUUGUUAUACAUUCUGGAUGAGCACACUCCGAUAAAAGAUUGCGCAGACUUGGGGCACUUACUUUCUGAUCUUGGAGGUGAUGCUACCAAGGGGUGGGAAGAGUGUAGAGACUCCAUGCAACUCAAAAGAAGGCGCAUGCUUCAGUUCACUUCUGAUGCUCGUGAAUCUCCAAAUGAUGAAAUGGCCUCAGCGUUAUUGAAAACGAAGUCAACGAUAAUGGAAGAUGAGAUUGCAGAAAGUUUAGAGUGUACUGCACAGUGGGCUUCAGCCUUCUCUGAAGAGAGGUCUGGUUUGAACUGUGAAGGUUUGGAUCAAUCAUCAGAGGGGUGGCUAGUAGAUUGCUUGAAUGAAAGCGAGAUGCAGUGCAGCCCCGAUGAAAUGAACACUAUUGUGGCCUUCAAUCAACAAGCUGAUAUUUCUGAGUAUUAUCAAGAUUCACCUACAAUGGAAACUGAUACGAUGCCAGAGACCACUGCCCCAAUUAAUCUGAAGCUUUCUAAGGGUAAGAAGUCGUGUAUCAGAAGCCCAAGAAAGUUGACAACUUCAGUUGCUUAUCCUUUUGCACUUAUCAAACCUUGUGGAGUUCACGGCGAUCUGACAUUGAGCGACAUAAAUCAACGAAUUCACGCUCCACCACCGUCAAAAUUGAAGCAUGUGAAGGACGAGGAUCCUUUUGAUUUGUAUCCGACAUCGGCUUUUUCUGGGAAACCUGUGGUUGUGAAAACAAAAAUACGCACUGAAGGUGGACAAGGUAGCAUUACGAUCACGAGAACCAAAGGUUAGCGGACAAGCAGCUCUGAAUGUUGCCUCCAUAUCACGUCCUCAUGCAUAUAACUUGAUGAAUUGUCGUGUAAGCUCUAGCCAGGUUUUGUAGAGAAUUUAGGUCUUUGAAAUGUUUUCUAGGUGCUGUAUUUAUCACUCGGAAGAAUUUGAUGAACUUGUUGUCUUUGAGGCUUAUGCUUCGUGCUGUCUUACUGUUUUGUUGUGCAGCUAUUAAUAUUGUGCACCUCAUUUGUUGCUUAUGGUUGAGUUAAUGAACCGUUUUGUAAAUAA
Molecule: messenger RNA, 1363 nt
Organism: Zingiber officinale
Lineage: Eukaryota; Viridiplantae; Streptophyta; Magnoliopsida; Zingiberales; Zingiberaceae
Product: protein XRI1-like
Exons: 9
Coding region: 167-1093 (308 amino acids)
Biological process (GO): female meiotic nuclear division; male meiotic nuclear division
Source: RefSeq, a predicted model, not a curated record